Drosophila rhopaloa is the source of this 1141-nucleotide messenger RNA. Its product is annotated as inositol oxygenase. NCBI's taxonomy places the organism in Eukaryota, Metazoa, Arthropoda, Insecta, Diptera, Drosophilidae. Gene Ontology annotation, biological process: inositol catabolic process. Gene Ontology annotation, cellular component: cytoplasm. The coding region runs from base 115 to 993 and encodes 292 amino acids. The transcript is spliced from 4 exons. The record is from RefSeq and is a predicted model, not a curated record. Gene Ontology annotation, molecular function: iron ion binding; inositol oxygenase activity.
GUGCGAUCUGAGCGCCCAGCGAUUCAAAACUGUUUUGCUUGCUCAAGUGCGCGGUUCUACCCAAAAAUUUAAUUCAAGUUUUUCUAUACUACUUAACUUUAAAUAUUCUUCAAAAUGCGAAUCCUUGCAGAGAACCAUGUCCACCUUCUGGAUCCUUCGGAGCUGAUGCGCCCGGAGCCCACGUUUGCUGACAAGAAUCCCUCCAAAUUCCGGGACUACAGUGUGGACACCACCGAUCCCUUGAAGGAACGUGUGCGCCAGACCUAUCGACAGAUGCACUUGAACCAGACCGUGGACUUCGUCAAAAGUCGCAGAAAUCGCUGGCUGAAGUUCGACACGAUUAAGAUGACUGUGCGUGAGGCUCUGGAGAAGCUGAACGAUCUGGUGGACGAGUCCGAUCCCGACCUGGAUCUGCCCAACAUAAUUCACGCCUUCCAGGCGGCCGAACGGGCACGUGCCGAGUUCCCGGAGCACGAUUGGCUGCAUCUGACGGCCCUCAUCCACGAUCUGGGCAAGAUCAUGGCCUUCUACGAUGAGCCACAGUGGGCGGUGGUGGGGGACACCUUUGCGGUGGGUUGCCGUUGGGGCGACAGCAUCGUUUACCGGGAGGAGAGCUUCGAGGGAAAUCCCGAUGGUGAUAAUCCAGCUUAUAACACCGAAUUGGGCAUUUACAAGCCCAACUGUGGCGUGGACAACCUGCUGAUGUCCUGGGGACACGAUGAAUACAUGUAUUCAGUGCUGAAGCACAACAAGACUAAGUUGCCCCAUGUGGCAUGCAACAUCAUUCGCUUCCACUCGUUCUAUCCGUGGCACAACGGUGGCGAUUAUAAGCACUUGGAGGCACCCGAGGACGCGGAGACCAAGAAGUGGGUGCUGAUCUUCAAUCGCUACGAUUUGUACACCAAGAGCGAGGUGGUUCCGGAUAUCGAGGCUUUGUGGCCGUAUUACCAGACCUUGAUCGACAAAUAUUUGCCCGGAGAGCUGGAGUUCUAAGCGAAUGCUUUUAUUUUAUAAACCUUAUUCUACCAAUAAUCGUUAGUUUUCCAUACGAUUUUAUCCUAUCUCUUAGAUAUAUAUAUAUACUUGUAAUAUGUGUACUCCUUGUAUAGCAGAUAAUAAAAUAUUAAACAAGUAAAAAAAA